AUGACGACCUCGGCCACGACCAUCCUCCCCAGGUUCCUCCUCCCGGCCAUGGGCCCCAUGUGGCGCGCAGCAGCGACCUCGGCCGGCCGGCCGGCCGCCGCAACCCUCCGCCGGAACACCGCGUGGACGAUUCGGUACGCUUCGUCUGCGUCGAAGCCGACCGGCGCGGGCCAGAAGGGACCCCUCAUCCUCGAGAAGCCCGCCAAGUUCAAUCCGCCCUCCCACGGCGCCCGGCUGCCCAAGAAGAACGGCCCGAAGCACUACGGCGGUCCCCUCAGCGCGCAGGAGGUGCGAGCGCAACGGACGCGCGAAUACCCCGGCAUGAUGGCCCCCGAGGGCACAUGGGCACACUGGUUCUUCAACAACCGCAAAAUCCAUCUCUUCAUCUCGCUGGGAACUCUCACAACGCUGGCCAUCACGACGCUGACCCUCAACUUCACGCAAACCUCGCCCUUCAAGCACCUCCUCCCCCCGGCGUCCGACUUCUGGAGCAGCCCGAUCGAGUUCGUCCGCACGUGGGUCCACGUCCUGCAGCUGCACGAGCGCGACCGCAACGAGAAGGCCAUCGCCAUGCACUCGCGCCACACCGACGACGUCGCCAAACGCCAUUACUACCGCAAGGCCCACGGGCUUGACAAGGAAAACCCCAUUGCCAACUUCCUUGGCAUGAAGGAGGAGUCGGAGGAGGAGAAGGCGGCGGCCGUCGCUGCAGCCGAGGCGUCACCCGUGGCUGGGGACGCUGCCGCGAUCGUGCCCGUGGAGGGAGAGGGGGAGAAGAGCAACAAGAAGAAGUGGUUCGGCCUCUUUUGA
Colletotrichum graminicola M1.001 is the source of this 810-nucleotide messenger RNA. RefSeq lists its product as uncharacterized. The transcript has 2 exons. Lineage: Eukaryota; Fungi; Ascomycota; Sordariomycetes; Glomerellales; Glomerellaceae. The record is from RefSeq and is a predicted model, not a curated record. The coding region runs from base 1 to 810 and encodes 269 amino acids.